AUGCGGCUGCUGCUGCGGGCCCUGGCGCUGGCCCUGCUCCUGAGCAGCCUGGUGCCAGGGGGUGGUCUGUCGCUGGAGAGCCUGCUGACCAACAUGAGGUGCAAAUGCAUCAAAUCCACCGCCCACGUCAUCAACCUGGGGCUGAUCCUCACCAUCCAUGUUACCCCGCCGGGCAUUCACUGCAGGAGGAAGGAGGUCAUCCUCACCCUGAAGAAGAACAGGCAGGUGUGCGUGACUCCCGAGGCGCCCUGGAUCCGGCUGCUCAUCCACAAGCUGAUGCAGAGGAAUGGCAUCAAGAAAGCGCUGCCACGGCUGCGGCGGGAGGCACCCCCCUCGGAGACCUGCGCCCCGUCCUUCCCACUGGCCACAUCCCAGGAAUCCAUGGUUAUGAAUCCCUCGUGGGACAGGAAUGACACAGCCCCCCUGCCCCGAGACACGCUGGGCUGAGUGGCACAACGCCGGCCCUUCUCUGCUCCUGGGUGUUGGCUGAGCAGGAGCCUUUCCCUGCUUUCCCCUCAGCACCCUCUGCUUCCUUCCCUUUCGGGUGCCUGCGCUGUUCCCGCACACAGUGACAGCCCCUCCCGGUGGCAGCAAUAAAAGGAUGAAUGUGC
This is a messenger RNA of Zonotrichia leucophrys gambelii, 611 nucleotides long. Its product is annotated as interleukin-8-like. Gene Ontology annotation, molecular function: chemokine activity. The record is from RefSeq and is a predicted model, not a curated record. Gene Ontology annotation, cellular component: extracellular region. Gene Ontology annotation, biological process: chemotaxis; defense response; immune response. Lineage: Eukaryota; Metazoa; Chordata; Aves; Passeriformes; Passerellidae.